Molecule: messenger RNA, 3660 nt
Organism: Lodderomyces jiufengensis
Lineage: Eukaryota; Fungi; Ascomycota; Pichiomycetes; Serinales; Debaryomycetaceae
Gene: SPF1
Product: ion-transporting P-type ATPase
Exons: 1
Coding region: 1-3660 (1219 amino acids)
Biological process (GO): intracellular calcium ion homeostasis
Cellular component (GO): endoplasmic reticulum membrane
Molecular function (GO): ATP hydrolysis activity; ATP binding; P-type ion transporter activity
Source: RefSeq, a predicted model, not a curated record
AUGUCUGACAUAGUUUUAAGUCUGAGUAUUAAAGAAGCUGAAUUAUUGGUUUCCAAACCAUUCUUUCUAAGACCAUAUGUAUGGCCAUUUACUAUAAUAUAUCCAAUUUUUUUACAAUUAUACUUCAAUCAUUAUGAUACAUAUUUUGUUGGUAAAGAAUGGACAUUUGUAUAUACUAUAGCUAUUGUUUCAUUAAAUCUAUUAUUUUGGUUGAUGCCUCAUUGGAAUCAAGAUAUUAAUGCAAGUUUUAAUUAUCAAAAAGUUGAUAAGAUUUCAGAUGCUCAAUAUAUAAAAAUAACUCCUGCACCAAAUUCAGGAAUUGGAGAAAUCUCACCAGUUUUAAGAGAAACUUUCCACGAUGGUGAAAAACAAAUUAGUUUCUUGUAUCAAAAAAGAAAAUAUUUAUUUCACUCUGAAUUUCAAAAAUUUGCACCACCUGAAUUUUUAUUUGAUAAAUUACCAGAAUUAAAAGUUUAUCAACAAACUAAAGGAUUAAGUGGAGAUUUAGAAAAAAAAAUUAGAAAUUAUGGUAAAAAUAAAUUUGAUAUUCCAAUUCCAACUUUUUUAGAAUUAUUUAAAGAACAUGCAGUUGCUCCAUUUUUUGUUUUUCAAAUCUUUUGUGUUGCAUUAUGGUGUAUGGAUGAGCAAUGGUAUUAUUCAUUAUUUUCCUUGUUUAUGUUAGUUUCAUUUGAAAUGACAACUGUUUUCCAAAGAAGAACAACAAUGUCUGAAUUUCAAAGUAUGGGUAUUAAACCUUAUGAAAUUUAUGUUUACAGAGACAGUGAAUGGGAAAAAAUUUCAACUAUUGAUUUAUUACCUGGAGAUUUAGUAUCAAUCACAAGAACAAGUGAUGAUAGUGCUUUACCAUGUGAUUUAUUAUUAACUGAUGGAUCUGCAAUUGUAAAUGAAGCUAUGUUAUCUGGUGAAUCUACUCCAUUAUUAAAAGAAUCUAUUAAAUUAAGACCAGCUGAUGAUAAUUUACAACCUGAAGGAUUUGAUAAAAACUCAAUUUUACAUGGUGGUACACUGGCAUUGCAAGUUACUAAACCAGAAAAUCCAAUAGUUCCUGUUGCUCCAGAUGGUGGUGCAUUUGCUGUAGUUAUAAAAACCGGAUUUGAAACUUCUCAAGGUUCUUUAGUUCGUAUGAUGAUUUUUUCAAGUGAAAGAGUUUCAGUUGGUAAUAAGGAGGCAUUUAUGUUUAUUUUAUUUUUAUUAAUUUUUGCUAUUGCUGCAUCAUGGUAUGUUUGGGUUGAAGGUACAAGAAUGGGUAGAAUUCAAUCAAAAUUGAUUUUGGAUUGUAUUAUCGUUAUAACUUCAGUUGUUCCACCAGAAUUACCAAUGGAAUUAACAAUGGCUGUAAAUUCAUCAUUAUCCAAAUUACAAAAAUUUUAUGUUUAUUGUACUGAACCUUUCAGAAUUCCAUUAGCUGGUAGAAUUGAUGUUUGUUGUUUCGAUAAAACUGGUACUUUAACUGCUGAAGAUUUAGUAUUUGAAGGUUUAGCUGGUUUUAAGAAUGAUGACAUUCAUCACUUAUAUAAAGCUGAGGAAGCUCCAGAUACCACAUCGUAUGUCUUGGGAUCCGCUCAUGCAUUAGUUAAAUUAGAUGAUGGUGAUGUAGUUGGUGAUCCAAUGGAACAAGCUACUUUAAGUGCUGCUCUUUGGAAUGUUGGUGCAAAUGAUAUUGUUACAAGAGAAAAUGAUAAAAAAUCAGGUAAAACUGAAAAAAUAAAAAUUUUACGUCGUUUCCAAUUUUCAAGUGCUUUAAAAAGAUCAGCUACAAUUUCAUCAAUUAAUACAAUUCCAAAUAAAAAUUUUGUUGCUGCUAAAGGUGCGCCAGAAACUAUUCGUCAAUUAAUUGUUGAUGCUCCGGAAAACUAUGAAGACAUUUACAAAUCUUUUACAAGAGCAGGCUCACGUGUUUUAGCAUUAGCUUAUAAAUAUUUAGAUCAAAAUGUUAAUGUCAACAAAAUUACAAGAGAACAAGUUGAAUCAGGUUUACAUUUUGCUGGAUUUAUUGUUUUCCAUUGUCCAUUAAAAGAUGAUGCUAUUGAAACUAUAAAAAUGUUGAAUGAAUCAUCACAUCGUUCAAUUAUGAUUACUGGUGAUAAUGCAUUAACUGCUUGUCAUGUUGCUAAAGAAGUUGCUAUCACCACCAAGGAUGUAUUAAUAUUAGAUGCUCCGGAAGAACAUCAUAAUACAGAAGCCACCGCUGAUUUAGUAUGGAGAAAUGUUCAAGAAACCGUUGUUUUACCAUGUAAUUCAACCGACAAAAUUGAUUUUAUUGAAUUAGCUAAAUAUGAUAUUUGUUUAACCGGUUAUGCACUUAAUUUAUUAAGUGAAAAUCCUCAAUUAAUUGACUUAUUGAAAAAGACUUGGAUUUAUGCAAGAGUAUCACCAAAUCAAAAAGAAUUUAUUUUAACCUCAUUAAAAGAUGCUGGAUACAACACUUUAAUGUGUGGUGAUGGUACAAAUGAUGUUGGAGCUUUGAAACAAGCAAAUAUUGGAGUAGCAUUAUUAAAUGGUACAGAAGAAGGUAUGAAGAAAAUGCUCGAAAAUAGAAAAAUUGAAGCAACUAAAAAAGUUUAUGAUAAACAAGUUCAAUUAUUUGCAAAUUGGGGUAAACCAGCACCACCAGUUCCACAAAUUAUUGCACAUUUAUAUCCACCAGGACAAAAUAAUCCAAAAUAUUUAGAAGCAAUGGAGAAGAAAGGUGUAACUAUUACUGAAGAUAUGAAAUUAGCAGUUGCAGCAGCAAUGAGAGAACCGAUUAAAGUCAUAAAACCAGGUAAUCCAGUUCCAGCUGAUGGUGGUAAAUUUGCUGAUACAAUAUUAGGAGCAUUAAAUGAUGCAGAAGCAGAAGAUGAAGUUCCAACUUUGAAAUUAGGUGAUGCAUCAGUUGCCGCACCUUUCACUUCAAAAUUAGCAAAUGUUAGUACUGUUACUCAUAUUAUUCGUCAAGGUCGUUGUGCAUUAGUUUCAACUAUUCAAAUGUAUAAAAUAUUAGCAUUAAAUUGUUUAAUUUCCUCGUACUCAUUAUCAGUAUUAUAUUUAGCAGGUAUGAAAUUUGGUGAUGGGCAAGCUACAAUUUCAGGUAUUUUAUUAUCUGUAUGCUUCUUAUCUAUAUCCAGAGGUAAACCAUUGGAAAAAUUAUCCAAGGAAAGACCCCAAGAAGGUAUAUUUAAUAUUUAUAUUAUGGGAUCAAUUUUAGGUCAAUUUUUCAUUCACAUUAUUACUUUAAUUUAUAUAACUCGAGAAGUUUAUUUAUUAGAACCAAAAGAACCAUCAAUUGAUUUAGAAAAAACAUUUACCCCAUCAUUAUUAAAUACUGGUAUGUUUUUAUUACAAUUAGCACAACAAGUUUCAACAUUUGCAGUAAAUUAUAUUGGAUUACCAUUUAGAGAAAAAAUAAGUGAUAAUAAAGGAAUGUAUUAUGGAUUAUUAGGAGUUGCUGCUUUAACUUUUGCAGGAUCAACUGAAUUUAUUCCAGAAAUUAAUGAAGCUAUGCAAUUUGUACCUAUGUCAAAUGAUUUUAAAAUUAAAUUAACUGGAUCUAUAAUUGUUGAUUUAGGAGCUACUUGGAUUAUUGAAAAUGUUUUGAAAUAUUAUUUUAUGAAUUCUCAUGCUGCUGAUAUUGCAUUAAGAGAAGAAGAAUUAGAAUAA